Messenger RNA from Diplodia corticola, 822 nucleotides. Its product is annotated as u3 small nucleolar rna-associated protein utp11. The record is from RefSeq and is a predicted model, not a curated record. The transcript is spliced from 2 exons. Gene Ontology annotation, cellular component: nucleolus; small-subunit processome. Gene Ontology annotation, biological process: rRNA processing. Lineage: Eukaryota; Fungi; Ascomycota; Dothideomycetes; Botryosphaeriales; Botryosphaeriaceae. The coding region runs from base 1 to 822 and encodes 273 amino acids.
AUGUCGUCCAUGCGCAAUGCCGUCCAGCGGCGCAACCACAAGGAGCGCGCGCAACCGCUGGAGCGGAAAAAAUGGGGCCUGCUGGAGAAGCACAAAGACUACUCACUGCGGGCAAAGGACCACAACGAGAAGCGCAAGCGGCUCAAGACGCUACGCGAGAAGGCGGCGGACCGCAACCCGGACGAGUUCUCGUUCGGCAUGAUGUCGUCGAGCGUCGACCGGCGCACCGGCACCAAGGUCGGCGACCGCGGCAACAGGGCCCUCACCGACGACGUCGUCAAGCUGCUCAAGACGCAGGAUGCCGGGUACAUUCGCACCAUGCUGCAGAAGGUGCGCAAGGAGAGGGAGAGGGUCGAGGAGGGCUUCGUGCUGGAUGAUGAGGAGGGCGAGAUCGAGGCGUUGAAGAGCAGGCGGGCGGGGAAGGGCAAGCAUACGGUUUUCGUGGGCGACAGGGAGGAGCAGAAGGGCUUUGCGCCGGAGGAGUGGUUUGGCGUCGAGGAUGAGAUGGAUUUGGAGAGGACGUGGAACCGGCCAAAGAAACAGACAGGGAAGCUUGAAGAUGACGAGGACCUUGAGGAAACGGGCGGUCAACGGAAAGGCGGGGACAAGGAGAUGGACGACCGGGAGAAGCGAGCGCUGGAGAAGAGACGGGAGAAGGCACAACAAUCACGGCGUUCGAAGGUGGAGGCGUUGAAGAGGAAGGAACAGGAUCUCAUGGCUGCGGAAAAUGAGCUGGAAGAGCAAAGAGCCCGGAUGAGCAACAGUGUCGGCGGCGUCAACAAGAACGGUGUCAAGUUCAAGGUGCGGGAACGCAAACGCUGA